This is a messenger RNA of Sebastes umbrosus (honeycomb rockfish), 2940 nucleotides long. RefSeq names its product solute carrier family 23 member 2. NCBI's taxonomy places the organism in Eukaryota, Metazoa, Chordata, Actinopteri, Perciformes, Sebastidae. Gene Ontology annotation, molecular function: transmembrane transporter activity. The record is from RefSeq and is a predicted model, not a curated record. Gene Ontology annotation, biological process: transmembrane transport. Gene Ontology annotation, cellular component: membrane. Bases 143 to 1972 code for a protein of 609 amino acids. The transcript has 14 exons.
UUUCAGUUGAUCGCUGUGAGGACAGUCUGCAGCAAAUGAGGAAGAGGUCAUGGGAGCCACCUGAGGCUACAGCUGAGCGGCGUGAGGACAAUCGUCAGAGAAUGAGGCUCACCAGGUCAUUGAAGCUGACAGACGCCACAGAAUGCGUCUUACUACAGAGGAGAAAGUAGAGCUGGGACUCAAGGAGCAGGGGACAAUCAAUCCUGCAUUUGGGGACAAAGACAGUGAUGAACAGCCACAGCUGUCGGUUGACAUCGGGGAGCCACACACAGAGGCCCUGGACGAGACUGUGGACAAAGGUGCAGAUUUGGUUUACUCCCUCAAUGACAGACCUCCGUGGUACCUCUGCAUACUGCUCGGCUUCCAGCAUUACAUCCUCGCGUUCGGGGGCAUCAUCGCAAUCCCACUGAUCCUGGCCGAGCCCCUCUGCAUAAAGGACAACAACGUCGCCAAAAGCCAGCUCAUCUCCACCAUAUUCUUUGUGUCUGGAUUAUGUACGCUACUGCAGACGGCUGUCGGUACCAGGUUACCGAUCCUCCAGGGUGGGACAUUCAGUUUCAUCACUCCGACCCUGGCCAUUCUCGCUCUGCCCAAGUGGCAGUGUCCAGCCCCAAAAGCAACUGUGAUGCUGUCCAUGCAGCUGCAGAACAGCACCAGCCCGCUGCAAAUGGAAAAUUCUGAUGAGGUCUGGAUGUCACGAAUGCGUGAGAUCCAGGGAGCUAUCCUGGUGGCCUCUCUGCUCCAGAUUGUCCUGGGUUUUUCUGGACUGGUGGGUCUUGUGCUGAAAUACAUUGGUCCGCUGGCUAUUGCUCCCACCAUCAACCUCAUCGGCCUGUCAUUGUUCAUCGAAGCUGGGAAGAAGUCUGGAGGUCACUGGGGAAUAGCUGCUCUAACGGUCUGUCUGAUCCUCCUAUUUUCUCAGUAUCUCAGCAAAGUCGAUGUUCCAAUGAUUGCUUACAAGGACAAGAAGUGGAAGGUUUUCCAGUAUCCCCUCUUCAAGCUCUUUUCUGCUUUGUUCGGGAUGUGUGGUGCCUGGCUGGUCUGCUUCUUACUGACCAUCUUUGACGUCUUUCCUUCAAAGUCCGAUGAGUAUGGCUUCUCAGCCAGGACAGACAUCAGCCUGGAUGCUGUGACAAACUCCCCUUGGUUCCAUGUGCCUUACCCAGGUCAAUGGGGUGUGCCCACAGUGAGUGUGUCUUCAGUGUUGGGUAUGAUGGCAGGCGUCUUGGCAUCUACCAUGGAAUCAAUUGGUGACUACUACGCUUGUGCUCGCUUGUCCGGCGCCCCUCCUCCACCAACUCACGCCAUAAACCGAGGUAUCGCAGUGGAGGGCAUCGGCUGCAUCCUGGCUGCACUGUGGGGGACUGGAAAUGGCACCACCUCCUACAGCCAGAACAUCGCUGCACUUGGCAUUACCAAGGUUGGCAGCAGACUGGUCCUCCAGACGACCGGCCUUCUGAUGAUCGUCCUGGGGAUCUUUGGGAAAUUUGGAGCAGUUUUUAUCACCAUCCCAGACCCGGUCAUCGGAGGCAUGUUCCUCGUUAUGUUUGGAAUGAUUGCAGCAGUGGGAAUAUCCAACCUCCAGUAUGUGGACCUUAACUCGUCUCGUAACCUGCUCAUCCUCGGCUUCUCUACCUUCAGCGGUCUUGUUUUACCUACCUGGUUUCACUCCAAUCCCGGCAUCAUUGACACAGGAAUAAAAGAGCUGGACCAAGUGAUUGUCGUACUCUUCACCACACACAUGUUCAUCGGAGGGUUCUUUGGGUUUAUCCUGGACAACACCAUUCCAGGCACUUGCAAAGAGCGGGGCAUCAAAAGCUGGCAAGAGAAGGUGCAACAGGGAAGCAAAAGCAUGUGCGACGAGUCGUGCUAUGACAUCCCUUUCUGCAACGGCCUUCUGAAACGGUUUAGAUGUUUCCAGUACCUGCCCUUCCUCCCUUCUUACAAGACCACCCAACCGGGGACAUCCUAGUAAUGAAGUGUUUACUUAUAGGGUGGCAUUGAUGCUGGUCUAUUAGCCCUAUAAAACAGUAGUUGAGGUUCCGUUAAACAAAUAAUAUCUAAACCUUACAUCUUCUUUAGGACUCAAAGUUCAAUACUUUUGUCCUUAUGUAGAGUAAAACAUUGAUUUGAACAUUUUAUUGAAUUUCAAAAACAAAGUUGAGGUACCGUCUCCUUACAGUUGGAAUCAAUAAACUAAAUACUCAAUGUCUAGGUUAAUAAAACAUCUGUAGUGCCUGAACAAGCAAAAAUCAGCAUUAUACACUUAUGAAUAAUCAUCAGUCCUCAAAGAGGUUGCGAAGACAUUAAUUAGACACUCGUCUAAUUUGUGAAAGAGAUAUUUUGAAGAUGAAACAUUUUUGUUAAUUUCAGAAAAUGUAACAUCUCUUGGAUGUGCAAAGCUUUUUGAGGCUUUCAGCAUGCACACAAUCUUUGCAUUACUCAUGUUUCACUUGUCUUUCACAGCCGAUUGACCUUGAAAUAGAUAUGCUCAAUAAACUGGUGCACUGUUCCGAUUCAGAGUCAGGUGUAAAGACUGAGUUAGUAUUCGAUUAAUGUGUCAUGAAGCUGCACAGAACCCACUGUUCAGGUGUUACACAUGUGUAGUAACCCAUACGUUUUCAAUAGGAUAAUUACUACCUCAUCAAGAACAGUAACUUACAGAAACAGCUAAUUAAUUAAAAGGCUUUUUCAUAAAAAUAUAUAUAUAUAUAUAUUAUGUGAUGUCUGUGUUCAUUAACAUUUCAUUAUUAAGGUUACUGCUUUAUACAUUUCAUUUUUGUUUUGUCACUGUAUAGAAGUCAAAUUUUAAUUUUUACAUAUGAUGCUUUUACAUUUAAGAAUAUAUAUAUGCAAUUUUACUAAUUUUUGCACUAUAAUUUUCAAUCAGUCCUAAGCUGUGACGGGUUGUUGUUAAAUAAAUUCUGAAGUUAAUAUAGA